CGGCCGGUGGUGGCGCUCCGCCCCUCCGCUUUGAAACCUCCGGCAUGGCGGCGCCGCUGCUGCGCGUGCUGGCGUGCGGCGACGUGGAGGGGCGGCUGGAGACGCUCUUCGGGAGGGUGCGCGCCGUUCAGGCCAAGAGCGGCCGCUUCGACAUGCUUUUGUGUGUGGGAAAUUUUUUUGGCUCUACUUCAGAUGCAGAAUGGGAAGAGUAUCGAACGGGCGUUAAGAAAGCUCCAAUUCCAACCUAUGUGUUGGGUGCUAAUGAUCAGGACACUGUGCGCUAUUUUCCAGAUGUCAGUGGCUGCGAAUUAGCUGAGAACAUCACUUACCUAGGCCGUAGAGGUGUUUUCAGUGGUACUUCUGGACUGCAAAUCGCAUACUUGAGCGGUACAGAGUCUCAGGAGGAGGCAACUCCUGCCUACAGUUUUAGCUCAAAGGAUGUGACAGAACUAAAAACAUCUUUGCUAUCAAUUCCAAAAUUCAAAGGUGUGGAUAUAUUGCUGACAUCCCCCUGGCCCAGAGAUGUGGGAAAUUUUGGUAACAGUCCUGGAGAAGUAGAUACCAAGAAAUGUGGCUCUGCAUUAGUAUCUAAUCUAGCUGCAAGUCUCAAGCCAAGGUAUCACUUUGCUGCUCUGGAGAAGGCCUAUUAUGAAAGACUUCCUUACAGAAACCACAUAGUGCUGCAGGAGACCCCACAGCAUGUAAGCAGGUUUAUUGCUCUUGCUGAUGUUGGCAAUACAAGCAAGAAAAAGUAUCUCUAUGCAUUCAGCAUUGUUCCAAUGAGCUUGAUGGACCCUGCAGAGUUAGUGAAACAGCCACAGGAUGUCACAGAAAGUCCAUACCGAAAAUUACGGAAAGAGGCGCAUAAGGCCAAGACACUCAUGUGUGCAGAGGAAGAACCAGCUUGUCAGUUUUUCUUUGAUUUGAACAAGAAUCAAGGAAAGAAACGUCCCUCAGAUGGGAAAGAGAGAGGGAACUUCCAACCUAAGCAAGCUAAAAAACCCCCACAGCCAACAGGGCCCUGCUGGUUCUGCCUGGCCAGCCCAGAGGUUGAGAAGCACCUGGUUGUUAGUAUUGGCACGCAUUGCUAUCUUGCCCUGGCUAAGGGCGGCUUACUACCUGAUCACGUCCUGAUUUUGCCUAUUGGGCACUAUCAGUCUGUAGUUGACCUGUCUUCAGAGGUGGUAGAAGAAGUGACCAAGUACAAAUCAGCCCUAAAGGAAUUUUUCAGAAGCAAGGGAAAGAGAUAUGUCUUAUUUGAAAGAAACUAUAGGAGUCAGCAUCUGCAGUUACAGGUGAUUCCCGUCCCAUUGGACCUCUGUACUUCUGAAGACAUUAAAGAGUCCUUUAUUGUACAGGCACAGGAACAACAGAUUGAAUUGUUAGAGAUCCCAGAGCACUCAGAUAUCAAGCAAGUAGCCCAGCCAGGGACACCCUAUUUCUACGUGGAGCUGGACACAGGCGAGAAGCUUUUCCAUCGCAUCCGGAAAAGCUUUCCGCUGCAGUUUGGCAGGGAGGUGCUGGCGAGCGCGGCGCUGCUGGGGCUGCCCCACCGCGCCGACUGGCGGCAGUGCACGGCGGCGCGGCCCGAGGAGGUGGCCGCCGCCCAGGCCUUCCGCCGCGACUUCCAGCCCUUCGACUUCGCCCUGCAGGCCUGACGGCGGCGGUGACGGCGGCGGCGGCGGACGCGCGGCGAUUGGCGGCGGCGGCGUGACGCGCGCGCGCUCCUCUGUGACGCGGCAAUAAAGGCGGUGUGGCGCGGG
This is a messenger RNA of Rhea pennata, 1763 nucleotides long. It is a transcript of the gene CWF19L1, whose product is annotated as CWF19 like cell cycle control factor 1. Lineage: Eukaryota; Metazoa; Chordata; Aves; Rheiformes; Rheidae. The coding region runs from base 45 to 1658 and encodes 537 amino acids. Gene Ontology annotation, cellular component: post-mRNA release spliceosomal complex. Gene Ontology annotation, molecular function: RNA lariat debranching enzyme activator activity. The record is from RefSeq and is a predicted model, not a curated record. The transcript is spliced from 14 exons. Gene Ontology annotation, biological process: mRNA splicing, via spliceosome.